AGUCGAAAUUUGUACGCCUAACUGUUCGUACGCGCGAAACUUUCGUAUUGGAUAAUACUCUAAAUAACAACCAUACUACAACUCGUUUUAUUUCGAAAUUUUUCGGUUAUAGAAAAAAAGGAUACAAAAAUAAAUAUAUACCGAAACAACGAUUUAUGGUUAUGAAUUUCGGGGGUUUGAUAUAAACAAAAGGAUAUAAAAUGUAUAGCUAUCUAUAUAACAACAAAUCGUUAGAGUAGUCCUCUUAUAGGGAAUUAGAAAAAUACAAACAAAAAAUAAAAACGAAUGGAUACCUAAAUAAUCCUUUCGAUUAUCAAAAACAAUAACAAACCCGGAUAAAGGACCUUUUUUAAGUAAAAAAAAAAUAUUAAGAGUGUUCAGCAACAACAAAAUAAAAAAAAAGAAGAAAACAGUUUUAUUAUGAAUUCCCAUUCAAUUAAAACCGAUUUAUGUCUUUGUUUUGCGAUCGGAUAUCUGGCAAUUUCAAUCGACAACGACGAAUUCCAUGCAUAGCUUCCGGUCUGUUAGGUACAUAUUUUAUUUUUAAUAAGUGGUUUUGUCUUCUUCUGUUUUCUGAUUUAAAUUUGGUAUACAAAUAAAAUUAAAAAAAUUAAAAAGAUUAAGAAAAAUUAUAUAUCCAUUGUCCGGUCCCUGAUGUGCAAUAUAAUGUGAAGUGAAAACUAAAAUAUCUUGCAAAUCCAUAAAAAUAAAAUAAAAGUAUUUUGUUCUAAAUUGAAAAAGCAAAGAAAAUAAUGUGCAAACAAAAUGAAAGGAUAAUCAGAAAAAAAUAUCCUCAUUCUAAUGAAUUCUAUCUUCACAUAUCAUCACCAUCUGAGUUCAAAACACAAACGGAUAAUAAAUUCUCUUCCACUACCACUACCGCUACCACUACCACCACUAGCUCUAGCAUCAGCUUCAGCACCAGUACCAGCACCACAGCCACUACCGCCAGUCAUCAUCAGCUUCAGCUCCACCACUAUUCUCAUUCCAGCAACUGCCACCUCCACCAAUCAAGAGAAACGACUCGGACUCAAACUCGAACUCGAACUCGGCCACAUCAUCAGCAGUCCUCCUGUUCCGGCUCAUCAUCGUCAUCGUCGUCGUCGUCGUCGUCAUCGUCAUCAUUUCACUAUCACAGCACAUAUCAUAAAAUUAUGGGCUGUGACCACUGGCAUAUCAUCCACUUGAUUAUCCUUUUAAUUGAUUUGGCCAAUGGGAUUACAAUGACCGAGUUGAAAAUACCAAAUCACAUUAUGCGUUUUAAGACAGCGGUCCUUGGCUGUCGUUACAGUUUGGAUGGAGAAGCAUUGUAUUCGGUGAAAUGGUACAAGGACGGGCAUGAAUUCUAUCGAUACUUGCCUAGGGAUUCACCGCCAGGACAGGCAUUUCCAUUACCCGGUGUGAAUAUUGAUCUCCGCAAUUCAUCCGACACAAUUGUAACCCUUCGCCGCGUAACGCUCGCUUCAACUGGCCUCUAUAGAUGUGAAGUUUCAGGAGAAGCGCCAGCAUUCAAUACAGUUUCUGAAUCAGAAAAGAUGACCGUUGUCAUGACUCCAAAUCAUGGCCCAAAAAUCACUGGAGGACAACCUCGAUAUCAAAUUGGGGAUGUUGUUCGGGUAAAUUGCACAUCGGCACCAUCAAAGCCAGUUUGUCAUUUAAGUUGGCUUAUAAACGGUGAGCCGGCAAAUCAAUCGCACCUCAAAAAAUAUGACAAUAUUAUUGUGGGGAGGGAGGGCCUUGAAGUUGCUAGACUUGGCCUUGAAUUCAGGGUCAGAGGAUUCCAUUUCAAAAAUGGGGACAUGAAAUUGAAAUGUGUGGCAAAAAUCUCGUCACUUUAUUGGCAAAGCAAUGAAGAGAGUGUUGAAAGUGACAAACAACAGAGGGCUCCAGCGCUGGAGUCACGUGAAACAGUAGCAGCUAAAUCUCAAGUUCAUGGAGCAUCAGCGGCGACAGAGAGUCAAAGUAUACAUUGGAUAAGUACAACAAUAUUAGCCCUUGCAUCAAUAAAGUCCCUCCUAACAUAUAUAAGUUAUUUUAGGUAACUAUUACCUGUUUAUUAAAAAGAAAAUAAAGUUAAAAAAAAAACAGAUAAAAAACAACUCUAACGCACUGAAAAAAUGAACUAAAAACCCAUAUUAUUCAAAUUGCCAAAUGUAAAGUCCUAAAUUCUUUUUCAAAAAACUAAAAUUAAUAUUUCAAAUAACCAUAAAAACAUCAAAACUUUUGAAACUUUUUAUGUAAAAAGAUUUUUCAUUUUUAUCAAAAAUUUAAAAAAUAGCUUUAAGAUGAAAUCUUUGUAAAAGUUCAUAAAUAUUUUUUUUUUAAUUAACAGUGUGCAUAAAUUAAUAU
Molecule: messenger RNA, 2349 nt
Organism: Eupeodes corollae
Lineage: Eukaryota; Metazoa; Arthropoda; Insecta; Diptera; Syrphidae
Gene: beat-IIIa
Exons: 6
Coding region: 753-2042 (429 amino acids)
Source: RefSeq, a predicted model, not a curated record